Hipposideros armiger (great roundleaf bat) is the source of this 927-nucleotide messenger RNA. Its product is annotated as protein MROH8-like. Gene Ontology annotation, cellular component: cytoplasm. The record is from RefSeq and is a predicted model, not a curated record. The transcript has 9 exons. The annotation marks the transcript as partial. NCBI's taxonomy places the organism in Eukaryota, Metazoa, Chordata, Mammalia, Chiroptera, Hipposideridae.
AUGGGCUCUAAGCGCAGGCCCGCCUCCCCCCCCGGCGCCCGGGCCCAGUUGGAACCGACUUCCUCGCAACGGUCCUAUUCCGGGCGCUACCGCAACGCGAUUGGGACCUGUAAUCGGGUAGAAGUAAUGAUCCCUUGCGCUUCUGACAGUGAUUCAGGAAGUGUGGAUUUGCAGCUGAACAACUUAGAGGAUAUUGAGAAAGGCCCAAAUAGUCACGAACUUACAGUAUUAGACUCGGACAUCUCUGAUAUCUUUGAACUCCCUCGGGAACCCCUCACAGAUAGCUUCAGACACCUGACCUACCAGGGCCCCCCUGGCGAAGCCAAUAUUGAGAAGCUGAUCGAAUUCAUUCAGGAGUUUUUUAACGGUGAGCUAAAGCGUGAACUUGAGAAGCUGACAUUCCUGAGAUCUUUGUCUUCUCUCAGCCGAACUUUACCUUAUGAUGAAGUGGCAGAAUCAUUCAUUCACAGCCACAUAGCAGACAUUGUGCGUAUCCUAAAUAUGCUGAUCCAAGAGGAGCCCCUGCAUUCUCUCUUCAGCUCUGUGCACCACGAGGUCUUGGUCACCAUCGCGGACCUCAGUUAUCGAGGUGUCCCUUUGCUAUUUGGCUCUGAAGAUCGAGUUGACUUGUUCCGUCUCAUCACCAAAAGUAUAAUCACUUUGUCCCCUGUAAAGACUCUGACCCAUCUGCAGGAAAUCAUGCCCAGUGGGUCCUACAACUCAGAGUGUCUCUACAGGCAGAUGUUUCAGGCGUUCUCUGAGAUGCUCAAGAGUUUGGUGGUAAAAGACCCACAUUUGGAAAACCUUGACACCAUUUUUACGCACAUGGACCCAUGGUUACAGUCGAUCAAAGACCAUGAGCGGGAACGGGCCACAGCCAGCAUGACUCAAGUUCUCAAGUGCUUAUCCAGACACCUCAAUUUGAAG